Messenger RNA from Bombus pyrosoma, 8898 nucleotides. It is a transcript of the gene exd, whose product is annotated as homeobox protein extradenticle. The record is from RefSeq and is a predicted model, not a curated record. Bases 1625 to 2815 code for a protein of 396 amino acids. Gene Ontology annotation, molecular function: RNA polymerase II cis-regulatory region sequence-specific DNA binding; DNA-binding transcription factor activity, RNA polymerase II-specific. The transcript has 8 exons. Gene Ontology annotation, cellular component: nucleus. Gene Ontology annotation, biological process: neuron development; animal organ morphogenesis; regulation of transcription by RNA polymerase II. Lineage: Eukaryota; Metazoa; Arthropoda; Insecta; Hymenoptera; Apidae.
GUGCUCGUAAUUUACAUUUCCCAAGUAUACAAAGUAGGUACCUUCGUUUUAUUUAUACGGCAUUCAACAAGGCAAAAGUACCAUCAGAUAUUUGGUUUUGUUCAAUCUUUUUGGUCAAACUUUACAUGAUAAUGGCGCGAACGUUUACGAUUGAACAUUAGUGGUGAUCAGAAAAAAAAAAGAAAAGAAAUUGAAGGAAUGGGCGGAGUUUGCGCCUCCUGGAAUACAAGGUAAAGGAAGUUGUUUUACGAAAGCUUCUAUCUCCGAUGUAACAAACAGUGUCUGGAAGGAUCAAUUUCGAGGUAGCUUUAUGCAAUUUGGAGAAAAUUCGAAGUUGACGGAUACAGGUUAAGGGAACGGGAUUAGGAAAAGCGGCGAAAUCGCAUCAUAAAUAAAGUGGAUGCGCACGCGGACAAUAACAUGGGAGUGCGAGCGAAUGAACCGCUUUAAACGAAGAAAGAAGGAAAUGAAUCAGCCAUUCUGAUUGGUCGAGGCGGCUAUUAUGGCCGCCGAUUGGCGCAUGCACGUACGCACACCAAGGCUCGAUGCACACACCAACACACGAACACGCGCGUGCUUCAGGAGCGUAGCAGUCGCUCGCGGCCGAGAAGAGUGAAAAGAGCGACAGAAACGGUCGGUCCGCGCGUUGCCUUGUAAGGCGGAGAGUUGGUGUGUGACGUCCGUGCGCGGAUGGCUCGAAGAACGCCGAUUUUCCUCAGCUUGUACGAGUAUCCUUACUGAGCAGAGGAAAGAACGAGUGAAAGGAGAGUGCGGACCGGGCGCGACGCCGACCGUCGACAUAACCGCGUAUACGUAAAAUCCGACAAUCCGUCAAGUUUAAAGCUGCCGAAGGCACCAUUUUCAUCAUCUCUGUAGUGUGUAUAGCAAACUAGAAACCGAUUACUAGACGCAACGUGAGUGUUCUUGAAUCAACAAGGAAAUAUAUAUUAGUGAGAAAAGAAACGAAGAGAGAGAGAGAGAGAGAGGGAGGGAGAGAGUGAGAAAAGGGGGGGAAUAGAAGUAAAAAGGAUACCGAAGGGCAUCGAAAGAGAAGGAUAGAUACAGCAAGAAAAGAGAGAAAAAAGAAAAGCGAAAGAGCGAGCAAGCGAACGAAUAACCAAGAGAGAAAAAGAGAAAGAGCAAGAGAGCGACCGGGAAAGAGGAGCAAGAACAAGUUAAAACGCCAAACGAUACGUAAGAGACAAAGGCCACGGCGGCAUAACCUCCAAGCCAACCGUACGGCGCAUUACGGGGAUCUCUCAUUCUCAUAGAUUUCUUCGUAUUCUCAAGAAAUUUGGUACAUUAUUCAUGAAAAAUUCUAUUUUUGCAAGUGCAUGCCUGCUCGGGCUUCCAUAUGAAGUGUCGCACGAGUGUGAGAGAGAGAGAUAGAGCACGUGCGUGAAACAUAUUUUCCUCGAGAUACAGGAGUCGUCGUAAAGUGAAAGAGCGGGACGGUUGUUUGUACAGUCGUGUUUUUCUGCGACACCUGGUAUACGAUAUACUUACAUCCGCGAGUGUUGUGUGAACGAAAUUUACUCUUGCUACAGGAAAGAGAAAAAGGAAAAAAGAGGAAAAAAUUACGGAAAGAGGCGAAUAAUAUUCUUAGUGCUGCAGUCUACGGUUGAUGGAUGAAACUGGCAGGAUGCUGCAACACGGCGGAUCAGGUGUUGGUUUGAUGGGAGGAAACCAGGGUCAAGGGGCCCAAAAUACUACCGGAUACGGUAGCAUGGGGCCUGUGGAUGGAACUGCGACACAAGGUCCGGAUCAAGCCGUCGAGGCUAGAAAACAGGACAUCAGUGAAAUUCUCCAACAAAUUAUGAACAUCACUGAUCAAAGCUUGGACGAGGCGCAAGCGAGAAAACAUACAUUAAACUGUCACAGAAUGAAGCCAGCCUUGUUUUCGGUUCUGUGUGAAAUCAAAGAGAAAACAGUCCUGUCUUUACGAAAUACUCAGGAAGAGGAACCACCCGAUCCGCAGCUAAUGAGGUUGGACAACAUGUUGAUCGCGGAGGGUGUCGCAGGACCGGAAAAGGGUGGUGGCGCGGGAGCUGCGGCCUCUGCCGCGGCGGCAGCGGCGGCUGGACCACCUGGACAACCCGACAACGCCAUCGAACAUUCGGAUUACAGAGCCAAACUUGCCCAAAUUAGACAGAUUUACCAUCAGGAGCUGGAGAAAUACGAACAGGCGUGUAACGAGUUCACAACCCACGUAAUGAAUCUACUGAGGGAACAAAGUCGUACCAGGCCGAUCACGCCGAAGGAGAUCGAGAGGAUGGUUCAAAUUAUUCACAAGAAGUUCUCCAGCAUCCAAAUGCAGCUUAAACAGUCUACCUGCGAGGCGGUGAUGAUUCUGAGGAGUCGAUUCCUCGACGCAAGGCGCAAGAGACGGAAUUUCAGCAAACAAGCGUCAGAAAUUCUAAACGAAUACUUUUAUUCGCACCUCAGUAAUCCGUAUCCGAGCGAAGAAGCGAAAGAAGAGCUCGCACGAAAGUGUGGAAUCACCGUGAGUCAGGUUUCCAAUUGGUUUGGCAACAAGAGGAUACGCUACAAGAAAAACAUAGGUAAAGCACAGGAGGAGGCGAACUUGUACGCAGCCAAAAAGGCAGCUGCAGCUUUUGCAGGAGCGUCGCCGUACAGUAUGGGUGGUGCCAGUCAAGGCACCCCGACGCCGAUGAUGUCGCCGGCGCCACCCGGUGGGCCACAAGACAUGGCCGGAUACGGGAUGGGCAUAAACGGUAGCGACUACGGCUCGCAGCCGUACAACGACGGCUCCAUGGGUUACGAUCCGAUGCACCAGAUGAAACGAAAUUCAUAGAAGGCGACAGAGAGUGAGAGAGACAUCGAAUCAGACUUCACGCAAAAAGAGUACGCAAUUAGAGAGUGAAAGAAAGAAAAAUUGAGAGAGCAAGUAAGGAGCAUCGCGGAAAGAAAGGAAAAUACGAGAAUCGCGCGACCUGGCUAAAGUAAACGAGAGAUUAAAAGAAAAAGAAAAAAAGCCACACGGCUGGUGCGUGUCCACUGAUCUCAGCCUUAUGUGCUUUCUGUUGUGUUCACAGUGACGCGCCGUGCCAACGAAAAAUCCAAUUGCGAUCGUAAAUUCGUCAUCGAGCUGGACGUGUGCUGGCUUUACGCGAACGCGUGAAUCCGCUUGCGUUUCACGAGAGAUUGGAGGAAUGCGUGAAGUAUGUCUGAGAGAGAUUCGCGAACGAUGUUCGAGAUUAGAAAUCGACGAGCCGUUCAGGAUGUAUCAUCCUUCGUUGCAACAAGCACAGGUCUCUUUCCCUUGAACGGUCGAAACGACGAGUUUCGAAAAGAGACAGACGAAAUUUCGAACAAACUGAUUCGCAUAGAAUCGAGACAUCGACUCGUAGAUAGUGCAAUAUACUCAUAAUUAUUAUAUAAAUACAUUUAUACGCGUUCUUCUUUUUUUUUUCUUUUUUUUUUUUUUUUUCUUCUUUGUCGAUAUUAUUCUUGGCGUUUGAUUUUUCGAGCCUUUCUCACGUAUCGUGUCGUUUUUGUCGUCUCGCUCGAAGCCGGGAACUGACGAUUAACGAAUCAACUGGAAAAUGAGAUAUUUUUAAAGCGGCGCAUUUUUAUCGAACUUUGUUCGUUCGUUGUUCUGCCUGAGACGUUUUCACAGCGACGUUCUCGCCUUCGAGCUCGUUUCUAGAUUUAGACUUUGCCGAAUGUGCAAUAAAACUUCUGUAGCAGGCCUUCUUUGAGCGAGAAAAGCACGAGGUAGCUCGUUUAUAGGUAGGUUACCGAAUUGGUGGCAGCAAGUAGUAAAAAUUAAUCCGAGCCAAUCGUAUCGGUGGAACACGGUCGAUCAAAGAACGAACGUUUCGUCGCGCCUUUUUACUUUUUAUUUCGCUGACAGUUCGCUGUAUUUAACCGAUAACGAUGGUUCCGAGGGGAUUAACGAAUCGAUGUUUGAAACUAGGCAGCUUAUGAUAUGCCAGAAAUACGGGGAAGUAGACUGCAAGCAUAUCGUAAACGCGUAUUGUCACGUUACUUUCGAAACGAAUCGUCCCCUAGCAGUUUUUCGUACGCGAUCACAACCACGCCUGGUUUUCACGCGCAUAAUAGCACGAGAUCAGGCGAACGAGUACGAUCUCUGUCCGUGCUACAGCUACUUAUAGACUAUCUGUGCUGUGCAGAUACAUCCUCGAAGAACGCACCAUGCGGUUUCUUGUCGCUCUCGUAUGGCUUUCGAUACUUAAUCUUACAAUUAGAAUAUCUUCUACAGAGUUUCGCAUCGCACUGCAAUGUAUUCGUUACAUAUACACGUACACGUUUAAGAAUACACGACACACAUACGCUGACUUACAAAGUGAUGUACAAAGAAUUACGCAGAUCAGAGAAUUCUUUAAGGAUGGAUAAUUCGUCGAGAGACAUCUUCGUGGCAUGCAUGGCUGCAUGUAGAAUUACAGUUUAUACGUUUAUACUGGUCUUACACAGUAGUACGUGUGUGCGUUUAUCAUUACUUCUACAUAUUCUAUUAUUAUUUUUUUGUUGUUGUUUUUUCUUCUUUUUUUUUUUUUUUUUGUUUUUGCGGGACGAUUGGCUGGGGUUUUCUGGGUGAAUAGAUAAAAGGCGAAAGGAGAUGAGAGAGCGUGAAAGAGGGCGGAUGUCAAAGAUUUCAUAUUUAGUUCAUUUGCAGAGUUAUACAUUUUUCGCGUAGAUAGUAGAAUAGGCGCCGGUUUGUUGCAUUGGCAAAUUAGAGUGAAAGGAUUUCCUAGUUUUGCUGUUUGUUCCUUUGUUCGCAAUCAUCAUCUCGAUCAUUAGAAUCUUUCGUGUUAUGUAGCAAAUCCUUUCGUGCUCGUAACGGGAGUCGAACGUAUUCUUUUUAUGAAAAUAAAUAAAUAAAUAAAUAAAUAAAUAAAUAAACAGAUAGAAAAGGAAAGCAAAGAGAAAAGACAGUUGUUUAAAAAAUAAAAAAAAAAAAGAAAAGAAAGAAAAGGAAAAAAGAAAGACGUUGCGAAGCAAGAAGAUAAAUCGAUAUCCUGAUACGAGCAGCCAAUUCAAAUAGCCCGCGCUUUCGUAAAAUUCCAUAUAAUUUGUAUAUCAUGGUUAUUCGAGAAACGUCUCUCUGUGCUGACAAAAAAAUGCGUAAAGUUGUGAAACGAAGGCGAUGCUUAGUGACCAAUGACACGCAAUUUUGUCGCCACCUGCAGGGGAUAAAGACAGAGAGCUAAAAAUCAAUUGAAAAAAAAAAAAUCGAAAAAAAAUGACGCAGGGAAAGACACUGGCCGGAGGGCCGGGGGCAGCUGGAUGGAUGCAACAACGCGAGGCGGUACCGGAAUUUCCGCCACUCCACGAUUCAGCGGACUCUGAUUCCGACCGAGAAAAUGAAAAACGACCGCGCGUCUAAAAUUACUUUUGGGAUGAGCGACCUAGCAUGGUAACGAAACUAAUAAAACAAAAUACAUGCAAAAAAACGCAGCAACAAAAUUGAGAGAGAGAAAAAAGAGAAAAAAGCAUAGAGUAGAGUGUAUGUCAGAGAAAGAGGGGAAAAAAAAAAGAGCAGACGUACCGCUACCGGACAACCAGGAACCACGUCGUCACCCACUACCGACACGCACACGCUCUCGUCGGCACACAGCCACAUACACCAUCAUACGUAUACACAUUUGCGAUAACGCGCACCUCCGAGCCACACACAAGGAAAUAAUGUUCGUUGGUGUUCCUACGAUUAAUAAUAACAUUAGUUUCCGGUUUUGAAACAUUUUUCUCUUUUUCCGUCAAGAGAGAAGGUCAAACGCACCGAAGGAUACGACGAUAUUAAUUAGUCUAUCGCGAAUCAAUCCGUAGUACACUUUUAGCAAUUUCUCGAGAUAAAUACGACCAUGGGAGAAUGUUAGUUAUUCGAUGAUUCGCGCAUCGAACAGGAACAAUUUCAUACGCGCGUUCGCAACUUCUUUGCUUCUGCCCUUCGAUCUUGAUACCUUAAUCUUGCCUUAUCGAGUGACUGUGCACGGGCAUCCACGUCACCUAUUUACAGAGGAUUUAAAGAGCGAAACGUGUAAGAGGAAUUAAAAAAGAAAAGGCGGGUAGAAAGAAAGAGAGCGAGAGAGAGCGAGAGAGAGAGAGAGAGAGAGAGAGAGAGCGAGAACGAGAAAGAGUGCGAGAGUAUGAGAGAGUGGAAAGGACGGCGAACGAUAAGAAUCCGUAGGGCAAUGUGCUCUUAAGAAACGUAGGUUCGCUUCUAUUAAGACAAUACGGUAUCGUACAGGCGCCUAGCUAAGGAGAGAGAGGGAGAGAGCGUAUACAAUCAAUCAAUUGUUUUAUUUUUUACGUAUGCUGUAUACACGCAUACGCAGAUGGACGUAGCUUGUACAGAUAUUUUUAUUCUUAUGAUAUAGUCCCUAUCCCGAUACCCUACGAUCGAUCGGACGAUUUGAUUUUAAAUAUUUAACUCUGCCUUUGUAAUCAUUUUUACCCCCAUUAUAAUACGUAGCGUAAUUUUUUGCUGGGUAAGGUUUUAAGGGAAUAAUAUUUUGGACGUAUAUAAAGAUAUAUCUUUUUCUUUUUUUCCUUCAUUUCUUGACGGGACAGACAUUUUUUAUAGAAAUUUGUCAUCUGUCUGUGAAGCAGCUUCCAGCUAGAUUUUUUAUGCAAUUCAUCCUUUUAAAUCUAAUCCCAGCAGUAUCCCGAGUAUCCUGUAAUGCUAGCGAAUGUUUCUUAAGUUCGAUUAUGGUUUAAGUUCCGAGUCUUAAGUUUAGCUUCGAAUUAUACUUUUAUAGCGAUACGUUGACGAUGUUUGCGUGCUGAUUUGUUCAAUUUCGUUCGAAUGCGAGGACACCAUUUGCUGUUUCUAUCCCAAGAAACAGAUCACGAUAAUUGUAAUAAUUUUCCAGCACUAUUUUAUUUAUUUACUGAAAUUUGAGUACGCGCAUGUGUUUCACAGGUAUAUAAGAAGACGAUUUGUCGGUGUCCUCGCUGUACAAAGCUUAGUAUCGUAAACUUUGUUACAUUGAAAAAUUGUGUGCAUGAUUGUACCUAGGAGCGAGCCGAAAAACUCGAUCCGUUUUCUACAUUUCUUUUUUUCUUUUUUUUUUUUUUUUUUCUCUCUGUAAAACAACGAUUCAGCACGAGAUCUUAUUAAAAUUUGUUUCCUUUAUCUCUUUUGUUCUGUUUCGUUGAUUUCAACAGCCGACACACGUACAGAGACACAGGUGUCGAAUCCAGAAUUCGAACUGCGCCAUUUGAUUGGUAGUCGCGAAGCGCCAAACUUUCGGCCACCCUUCUCGACCAAACUUUGUUCAUUCGGCUUCGAUUACGCAACUUUUUGCAAAUCAAAGUAUAUUUUCUAGCGAAGUAAAACGUCACCGUUUACAUGGUUGCUAAUCGGCUAAUCGGUGAAUCCGUCGGAGCGUAGAGAAACGAAUCGAAGUCGGAUUUUUAUUGGUACUACUGCGCUUCAUCCGGUCGAACGGAAAUAUAGGUUUUGAAAACGGCGCGAGAAAACGCGAUUCAACUGGAUUCGACAUUUAAAAUAUACGAUUGCGCCUGUCUAUCCUUAGUUGGUCGUACGUACGUAGGUACAUGUGUAUUGUGUAUACGUAUACAUGUGUAUAAAAAUAUAUAUUCUAUACUUUCGUAUCUGUAUAACUCCGUAUGUCAUCAUUACGAUGGUAAAUUCCUACGAUGAACUGGAUAGAAACGUAAAGAUUGCGUUCCGACCAAGUUUUCCUUCGACCGUAUACGUGCAUGAAUCUGAAUAGUCGCCGGAAAAAGAUAUUUCGGAUAAAUUAUAGUUAGUGCAAUAACGUUACAAAUCAUCUUCGUCGCUUUAUUUCUUCGAUUCUUUCAAAAAGUGGACACGAUCGGAUAUUUCUUGACACUCGAGUCAACUUAGUGAUUAGAAAAACGAAUCGCGAGGAAUUGUUAAUAGUGCUUUUUCACGCGACUGUGUGAUCACGCUCGCGUACACGGCCGGUACUGUUUGCUUUCAGGAGCUGUCGCCUUGAAAUACUUAGAGGAAUCGCAAGAAGAUGCGCGAAACAGACAAUUACGAGAAUGAAAUUAAGAUGUAGAAACGCAUAUGUAUAAGAUGUAUCGUGAAAAUGCUCGCGCAAUCCGAUCACCUCACUAUCUGUGAUCCGAGGCUCGUCGUUAACACGGCGAGUAAUACGAACUAAAAAUCGAUAUUAAGCUAUUAAUGUUAUGUAAUACAGAUUCUCUAAGCGAGAAGCGUUCACGUUCCUAAGCGACGCGCAAAAAGAAAGUCGCACCAGAAUUCGACGAACGAACGAUACGUUGUCGAGCUUUGGUUUACGAUCGAAUGCUAACGAACAACACACCACCGCGAUACGACAAGUUCACCUAACAUUCGCAAUAUACGUCAUAGGAUUAAGCAAAAGGGUUGGUUGUUUGUGCUUGGGAAAGAAAGAAGCGGCCAGAAACGGCGGCACAUACCCGUUCCUAGUCGGUUUAUUGUCCUUUACCCUUCUCACUUCUUCGACUUGUAUGACAACUGCUUCUUCCUCCUCUUUUUCUUCCACUCCAUCGUUUCCUCUUUUUGUUCCAUGCUGUUUUGCGAAGAUCAAGCGUGAACGCUUCUAUGCAUCGACGCCACCUUUCUCCCUCUCAGCGAGACUCAUCGAGUGAAGAUGGUCGAAAUGAAAAGACAGUGAACGGAAAAAGGAAUGAACAUAUAGAAACGUGAUGAGCCAGCAGAUAAAAAAGUACGUUCGGGAAACAGAAUAGAAACGAAGCAAUGGUCCCGCGACACAACACUAAUGUAUACGAUUUUUCAACAUGAAAAUAUUAUAUAUUGUAGCUAUACAUAUAGAGGUAUAUAAAAGAGAAUAGUCCAUAGGCAAAAAUGUAAUAGCUAAGUACAUCAUUGUAACGACGAUGCUAAUUAGUAAAACGAGAUUUAUUUUAUUAUUAUCA